Penicillium soppii is the source of this 1164-nucleotide messenger RNA. Its product is annotated as U2 snRNP complex subunit CUS2. The transcript is spliced from 6 exons. Gene Ontology annotation, molecular function: RNA binding. The record is from RefSeq and is a predicted model, not a curated record. Gene Ontology annotation, cellular component: U2-type spliceosomal complex; U2 snRNP. The coding region runs from base 1 to 1164 and encodes 387 amino acids. NCBI's taxonomy places the organism in Eukaryota, Fungi, Ascomycota, Eurotiomycetes, Eurotiales, Aspergillaceae.
AUGGAUUACGCACGCUCAGCAAGCUCUGAGAGCUCCGACAUGGCGUUCCCAAGCGACCCGUCGGAGUUUGCUAACGAUUCGCGCAUCUCUUAUUCACAGCUUGAUAAUACCUACCUCUUGGAGACGGGUAACGGCCAGGAGUUUCUCUGGGAUACUGGUCUUAAGCGCUGGAUCAUGCAGGUCGACGAAGAGCUCAUACGCCAGCAGCAGUCUGGAUACACUUUCGAAGGUGUUGAUGAAACCGAAGUUGUUCAUCCUCGGGAGCUAAAGAAGCGCAAGAAGGCAGCCGACGAGAGCGAUGCACCCAAGGUCAAGAAGCCCCGCGUGAAAGUGAACAAGGCUGUGUGGGUUACCAAGAUCCCACUCGAUGCCCAGAAGGAUGAGAUCCGCGAGCGGUUUGCGAAAUUUGGAGUCAUUGCGGAAAAUGAGAUGGGUGAAGCCAGAAUCAAGAUGUACGAAGAUGAGGCUGGUAAAUUCAAGGGCGAGGCACUGGUUGUGUACUUCCGACCGGAGUCAGUCGACCUCGCGAUCAACAUGCUUGAUGAGACGGAUUUUCGCCUUGGCGUUUCUGACCCUGCUGGGCCCAUGCGAGUGGAAGUCGCCGACUCGUCAUACAAAACCCAUCAGCCGGAUGAUCAGGAAAAGCCAAAGCUUAGCCUGAAGGAUAAGCGCAAGAUGACUGAACAGAAUGAGAGGCUCAAUAGAAAACUCACGGACUGGGAUGACGAUGACAUCGCCCCGGUUAUCAAAAAGCCCACCCAGUACGAAAAGAUUGUCAUUCUCAAGCAUAUGUUUACUCUCAAGGAACUGGAGGAGGACCCUGCCGCUUUGCUUGACAUUAAAGAGGAGAUCCGCGACGAAUGCGCUACCAUUGGCGAAGUCACCAACGUUGUUCUCUAUGACAAAGAGCCUGAAGGCGUAGUUACUGUUCGGUUCAAGGACCCGGCGGACGCACUCACAUGCGUAGAGUUGGCCGGUCGCCGCUUCAGCGGCAUCCCCGUCGAGGCAUACAUUUCGCCAACUCGUCAGAAAUUCCAGAAAACCGACAAUCGACGAGAGUAUUUGGAUGGCGCCGCGGACUCUGCCGACGAGGACGAGGACGAGGAAGAACGCCUCGAGCGAUUCGGAGAUUGGUUGGAGGGUGGCAAUGCUACCUCCAAGUAA